AUGGCGGGAUCAAACGAUCUGGAGGCCAAUAACAGGAUGUCGCGUGGGUCUGAGGCUGUCGACAAUGGAUUCUCAGAAAAGCCUCUAAACCAGGGAACAGGUUCAAGAAUACACGCGUCCGUCUACAUAAUAACAUGGAUUUUCUUUUCCAAUACCACGAUUCUCUUCAACAAGUGGCUCAUUGACACUGCUGGAUUCCGAUAUCCUAUCAUCCUCACAACAUGGCAUCUCGUCUUUGCAACAAUAGCAACGCAACUGCUUGCUCGCACAACUUCUCUUCUCGAUUCACGCCAUUCACUCCCAAUCACUCGACGACUCUACAUACGGACUAUCCUCCCUAUUGGCGUCCUCUACUCCGCCUCACUCGUCUUCUCCAACAUUGUGUACCUCUACCUGUCUGUUGCUUUUAUUCAGAUGCUCAAAUCUACCGGUCCUGUCUGCACGCUUGUUGCUUCGUGGGUGUGGGGUGUCGCUCAGCCGGAUAGUAAGACUUUUGGCAACAUCAUGCUCAUUGUUGCUGGUGUCGCCAUUUCCAGUUUUGGAGAGAUCGAGUUCUCCUGGUGGGGGUUUAUCUUUCAGAUGUGCGGUACCAUUGCCGAAGCCGUGCGUGUUGUCAUGAUUCAGGUCAUGCUCAGCGCCGAGGGUCUCCGUAUGGAUCCUCUUGUCGGCCUCUACUAUUACGCCCCUGUUUGUACCCUCAUGAACAUGGUCGUUGUCUUGUUUAGUGAAGGCCCCCGAUUUAAGUGGGAGGAUGCAGCUCAUGCCGGUUAUGGUGUCCUACUUGCCAACGCUUGUCUUGCAUUCUUCCUGAAUGUCAUCAGCGUCUUCCUUAUCGGUAAAACAUCAGGACUUGUCAUGACUCUGAGUGGUAUUCUUAAGAGCAUCCUUCUCGUGGCUGCUUCUGUUGUUCUUUGGGGUACUCACAUCUCCCUUACACAAACACUGGGAUAUGCCGUUGCCCUUAUGGGUCUUGUUCUAUAUUCGAUCGGUUACGAACAACUCCUCAACAUGUGGGAAGAAGCGGUUGCAUGGGGUACCGGUACCCUAAACCGAGAGGGCGAGAUGUCUCCUUCUUUACGCAAAGCCAUCAUGAUUGGAUGUUUGGGUUUCAUCACCGUGAUAAUUGCUGGUGCGUUAUGGCACUAUCACGGAAUAUCUAGCGAGCAUGUAACUCGGGUGACUUCAUCGUGGUUUGCCCAUUGA
Fusarium redolens is the source of this 1203-nucleotide messenger RNA. Its product is annotated as triose-phosphate transporter family-domain-containing protein. The record is from RefSeq and is a predicted model, not a curated record. Gene Ontology annotation, molecular function: antiporter activity. Gene Ontology annotation, cellular component: trans-Golgi network; Golgi apparatus; endosome. The transcript has 5 exons. Bases 1 to 1203 code for a protein of 400 amino acids. NCBI's taxonomy places the organism in Eukaryota, Fungi, Ascomycota, Sordariomycetes, Hypocreales, Nectriaceae.